CUUUAUCGGAUGGCUGCAUCCGUACUUGCUCAUGUUUUCUGAAGACUUGACGCCUCGUCUGGAGGCGGACGAAGGGUUCCUCACGCUGCAGACGGUGCAUGCUUUUCGAACGAAAUUCGUCGAGGCCGCCCUUGGUUUGUCAUCUUCGAAGCAAGAUCCUCGUGGUGUCCAGAUGAACGCAGUGUGUCCAGAUGCGAUAGCGAAUCUCGUAAUCUCUGAGCGCGAAAAACUAGUGGUGAAUCUCGAGCAACCGCUGAGAUUCGAGGUCGACGUGGACGAGGACAAGAACAGGAGGAUCUUUAAGGAGAUGCCGAACAGCGUGAUCGCGUUUUUUCGACUUUUGAAAAACUACUACGGGGGCAGCACCGCCGCGCAUCCGCAUGCCCUGCCUCAAAAUAUAAAUGGAGAGAAGCCAACGUGGAGAUCUUUAGGUGUAAUGAGUGCGGCGGCGCCUUCGUUGCACAGCAAGUUGCAAAGCAAUACGAAGAUCGCACAGCUGCUGUCUUCGUGGACCCCCUCACAUUAUUCGUCUUCCCCAUCUUGCCCUCCUCCACCAGGAGGUGUGGCAGGAGCUUCGGGAAAGCCGAGAGGCGACGGUGGAGCAUCUGCAAAAGAGGCACCCACAAGGCGCGAUGAGGAGGACUCACAGGCGCAAGGCGAUGAAGACGGAGACCCCCGGAUUGAAUACGGGCCGGGACACAAGAUACACGGCAACAUCGCGAAGACGUUGCAUAAACUCUUUGGAUUGGCAGAAACGGAAUUUGACAAACUCGUGUUGUGCGGGCCCGAGGUACUAGGCAACGAAGAUCGUGACGCAGCUUCUCGCAAAGUCUGGGAGAUCACACAUUUGAGCGACAGACUGCAGAAGCAGGUAUACGCACUGGCAGAAGCGUUGGCGCCGAUUUUUGACGAGUCAAAAGUCGUCAAUCCGGAAGUUUUGGCGUUCGACGAUUUCGCCGCCCCGUGGAGUAAGGGAACGAAGGCAUACAGUGCAUUGAACGGUGUUACAGCCAACUUUAUUCCCGGAUACAACUACGUUGACUACGCGCAGCUAGGGAGGCGCAUAACUGCCCUGUACGAAACCAAAACGCCGAAAGGAGGAGGUGGCCACCGUCAGGGUGGAGGAAAUGCAGGGGCUUCGAGAAAAGUAAAGGAAACUCGAAUUACCACAAGCAGCUUGAACGAGGUUAGGAAACUGACGGAUCCGCUGUUGAAGUCAAACGACGUUGUGCUCCUACCCAAAACAGAGAAGGCCCAGAAGCUGCUACUUAGCUUCUCAAAUAUAUGAGAAAACAAAGCAUCAAAAAAGCUUGAUCCGAUCAAAUAAAUGAAGGACAAGCUGAAGUCAAAAACGUGUAUGCGAAUGAACUCUUGACUUGUUUUACCGACCUGCAGUUGUAUCAAACAUUGAAUCAACAAAAUACUUCUGAUAGAUCAAAAAAUGAUUUGCGUUUAGGACUAACUGGUGAGACGACGAGGAUAAAUCGGAAGGAAAGUCCUCGACGUACUGGCCGUCUUUACCUGAUGUGUGAGGAGGUCUCUUGGAGCCGUCUCGUUGAGAGUAAAUCAAAUCUACUCAGCUCCUUCAAAAUGAAGGACGCGCUGAAGUCCACAACGUGUCGAAGGACAACGGAUCUGAACAACCUAAAAGUAGCAGAAUACGCGGACCAACAGUGCCGGAUGUUGAAGAUGUACUUUGGUUGAAGAUGUUGAAGGCAUAAUUAUCUAAAAAUGUCAAAGCAAGUGACUCAGUGCCAGAAGAUGAAAGUCGCUUAGCGAGUCAAGCAUUGCCGCUAC
Molecule: messenger RNA, 1797 nt
Organism: Amoebophrya sp. A25
Lineage: Eukaryota; Dinophyceae; Syndiniales; Amoebophryaceae
Source: the annotation of a GenBank genome assembly